This is a messenger RNA of Cotesia glomerata, 742 nucleotides long. RefSeq names its product DNA-binding protein RFX2-like. The coding region runs from base 12 to 257 and encodes 81 amino acids. Gene Ontology annotation, molecular function: DNA-binding transcription factor activity, RNA polymerase II-specific; RNA polymerase II cis-regulatory region sequence-specific DNA binding. Gene Ontology annotation, biological process: regulation of transcription by RNA polymerase II. The record is from RefSeq and is a predicted model, not a curated record. The transcript is spliced from 3 exons. Lineage: Eukaryota; Metazoa; Arthropoda; Insecta; Hymenoptera; Braconidae.
UGUGUAGUUCAAUGGUUAUUCGUGAUUUAACAUUACGUAGUGCAGCCAGCUUUGGGUCUUUUCAUCUCAUUCGCUUGCUAUAUGAUGAAUACAUGUUUUAUCUCAUUGAACAUCAGGUCGCUAUUGCAACUGGUACUACUCCAAUAGCAGUUAUGGGUGAUAAAAAUCAAGCUUAUCAGAUAAUCAAUGACUAUGACAUGACUUCCAACGGAAGUGUUUCAAGUAUAAAUGAACAAAAACGGAUCAAAAUCAGCUAACUAAGUGCUAGUGCUUUGUAGGAUUCAAUCUUUGUGCAAUUCAUACAAUUUCUCCAACACUUAAAUUCAGUUGAUUAACAAGAAAGGUUUAUAUAUCAUGAUUUCACAAAUUAUAUCAUUUAGCAGCGAAACAAAUUAUAAUUAAAACAAUUAAGUAUAUAAUUCAACAAAAUUUUGCAGUCAUAAAAUUCAGUAAUAGCUAGUUAUGCAGAGAUUAACAAAACUGAAAAUAAUAAUAAUAUUAUUAUAGUGACACUAACAAUGACAAUGUUUACGAUACUCCAGAGAAAACAUGAACCGUCUUUUUCACCAAACUGCAUUCGAGUCUAUGGGACCAUUCAUAAUAAAUGUUCUCUCAGUAAACUCAUCCAAAGAUAUAAAUAAGUGAUUUAAAGUCUCUUAUUUGCGCGAUUUAUUUUUUUGACUGUAAAAUUAUAAACUUGUUUGUACUAAUAAGAAUUAAUGUAUCAUUAACAAUUGAUGAA